Morchella importuna is the source of this 3267-nucleotide messenger RNA. RefSeq lists its product as uncharacterized. Lineage: Eukaryota; Fungi; Ascomycota; Pezizomycetes; Pezizales; Morchellaceae. The record is from RefSeq and is a predicted model, not a curated record. The transcript has 3 exons. Bases 1 to 3267 code for a protein of 1088 amino acids.
AUGCCUUCACACUCUUCUCUUCCCGCAAAUUCUUCCUCAUCCGCUCUCACAAGAACAGGUGGUGACAGGCUUCUUGCAAAGAUGUUUGCAUCAUCCCGUUUCGUGCCCUCAAACUCGCACGGGUACUUCUGGGACGUUGAAGAGGUCCGUCACCAGGAGCACUUACGUCGUGUUUCACAUGCUCAGCAUCUAUAUCGGCAUCGCCACGACUCGGCCGAGGCAGCUAAAUUGUAUAGAAGCUUCAUGGAGGAGCAAAACGAAUGGAUGGAUGAGCAAGAGCGGAUGAAGGAGAUGGAGUUGAGGCUAUCGGUGAAGGCUUAUCAGCGACGAGCCUCCCGAUGGGAAAAUGAAUGGAGAAGGCUUGAGGAGGGCGGGAACGUGGAAGAAAUUCUGAAGUCCCGUCGGAAGUCUACUACUCUGUUGGUGACGGCUUCUUCGCAAUAUGGUUACCUGAGUUUUUCGAGUGAAGAAAAUAGCACCCAAGGGUUAUCGGAUCUUGUCAGUCCACGCAGUAUCAGUUCUCUUGAUCUCCCCAGUCCGCUUCUCUCGUUUCCCUGUUCUUCGUACCUGGUUUACCCUGAGGAUAUAAUACAGCAGAUGGAUGGGGCCCAACAUAGCAGGGAAAAGAAACCACCAAGUACUCCUAGAUUCUCUAAUUCUGGCGUUUUAGAUUUAAUUAAAACCUCAAUAAGAGAUGCAUACACCUUGGUACAGUCUCAAGAAAUUAGAGAUGAGCGCAACUCACAACCUGAGUCGUUAAAGUAUAGAGAUGGCCCUCAAAAGUCACUUAAUCCUUAUUCUGAAACGACAUAUAGCCCGAAAGACACACCAGCCUCUUCACAGUCCCGAAUUGUGUCACCCGAGCCGAAGCCACAGCCAGCGGGGUGUUAUACGAAGGACUUGAACUCGCGCAGCUCUGUUACGAGCCCAGGCUCUAGUAAUUAUAACUGGUCCCGAUCAGUGGUACCCCACUCGAAAUUAAAACAGGAGCAAACCCACAAGGAAUCACUGGCUAAUGGUGAAGUCCUCGGGAUUAUAAACCACAAUUUUCGAGAUAAUGGAAAUCUCCUUUACUUGAUCUCUUGGAGAUUGCGGAAUUCAAGUAUAACACCAGUGCAAUCUUGGGUUAGAGUCGCGGAUCUUUUUGAAGAUCCUAGGAGAUCGAUUCUAGAAGAAUAUCAUCGUCAACAUAACCUAGGACCAAUUCGUUGGCCACGAAAUCCUCGAAGACAGUUGAGGUCUUCAACCAGCUUCGGGGUCCGGGAGAUAAAAGCCGCUCUCGACGAACGUAAACUAGCGCUACUUGAACGCGGUGGCAGUAUUAUAGACGUUACACGCGAGCUAGACGGGGAGCGGUGGAAAAUGCGAGAUGAUUGGCAACGUGCAGGAAGGGGUUGGGGAUCUGCAAUCAUGGUUGUUGAAGAAAAGAAGAAGGCAUGGAGAAUUGCGGAUUUGGAGGCCGAGGACAGCUCCGUUCGCAAAAUAGGAGUCGCUCCAGUUAGAAGUCCUGGAAUGGAAUCUUCUGGUUAUGAAGGCAUGCUGAAAGCUGCUGGAAUAAUUGAUGUUACUGACUCCAGAUCACUAGAACUAAAAAUAUUAGAUUCGAGUUCGUUAAAUGGCAUCUCGACAUCUCCCCCUAAGAUCCCGACUGCACCGCUUGAGCUGUUAUUUGGCGGCGAAGUCUCUAGCCCGAAGUAUCACAAUGAACCUGAGCGGAAAUACGACGAUAAAACGACUCGGUUUAUGAGCACCAGUGAGGAUGAAAGAGAAUGGAGGGAACACUUUGGCUUAGAGCCAGGAUGCAUUGAGCCAACCAAUCUAUCUACCAGCACUCAGAGCGCUCGAGAAAUCGGAAUCUCGAGAGUGAGAUCUACACUUCGCACUUUGCCGAACACUCUGAACCUUAACCUUGCGCGGGCAAAAACACUGCCAGAAAUAGGUAAAGGGGCGGAAAGUCUCCAGGUUUUGGAUUAUGAGUGUCAAGGACCAACGAAUACAAUUCGCUCUUCGAGUUCAUGCCCAAAUCAGUCUUCGGCAUCAGAAUCUCAAACCUAUUUAAAGGCACAACGGAAAUCCCUGCUUUCACGCAUAUUAUCUCGCAGGCAGAUAGAAAGAGAAAAUCGUAAGCAAGCUGCUCGUCACAACCUUGAUGUCCAGACACGGGGGAGAGCUCAUGAAUCACUGGCAUUUCUUAAAACCAAUACAGAGCCUUUGAGUUUAUCUAGGAGCUGUGUACAAGCAAACCAGUCCAAUCGUUGCGCACUACCCAGCCCGUCUUCAUAUUCUUCAUUCGAAGUUGUUACGCCUAAGAAGAAGGCAGAGACAAAAAAGGGCUGGAAAGAAGUUAUGUGGGAUAAGUUAUAUUAUUUGCUGGCUCCUUCGAGCCAAAACCCUACUUCCCCGGGGAAAAGCGCCAGAAGGACAGUGAAUGACGAUAGAAGAGCACCAGAGAAACCAUUGUCACCAACCAAUGAGAGAAAAGGCAAAACAGGUGACCCAGGAUUUCAAAAUGAUGUUUCUGAGAAUUCAUGUCGGUAUCGAGGUGUUGAAAGCAGAUCUCCAAAUAUUGGGAUAAGCCUUUCAAGAUCUAUGUUAGCUGAAACCAUCACGAAAAGGACCGAGUCUUGGGCAGCUAGCAUAUUGCCUCCUUUACGCAAGAGCAAAUCCGAGGAGCCUGGAAGGCUGAGGUCGUACUCUGAGGCGCUAGGAGCUAUCUCUCUAAGAAACGAUACAGAAGAAUCCAGUAUCAAUCAAGCUCCAUUGCAGAUCCACAUUAGAGAAGAAGAAGCCGCCCCAAGUGAUUCAUACCAUAAUGCAACCCUCAAAGAGACUGGAAAGUUCAAGGGCAAAGGGAGGCUAGAGCCUAAUGAAAGUCCCAGAUUUGUGCGGUCUAUAAACCUUACCAGAACCCUGUCGCAGGAAAAAUAUCUAGCGGAAAGGCAAGCAGAAAGGCAAUUUCAGCGCGAUAAAGAACUUUUGAAAAUCAAAACUAAGAUGAGAAUGCGGAAGGAAAAAGCCGAUCAACGCGCCAGUGACCUUAAAAGGCUUAAUGAGCUGCGCGCGAAAAGAGCAUUUCCGUUUAGCAAGUGGAAAAAGACUAACCAAUUAGAGCUGGAUUUGUUGACAAAAAAGCUUGGUGUGGGAGUUGAUAGACUACCUGCGAAGGGAGUGUUGAAGAAUACUACAGUGGCAGACAUAAAGAGAAGGUCAGUUAUGCCAUCAACUGCGGGAGUCAGAAACCAACCAAAAGGGCGCUUCCCGAUUUGA